AUGAACCAAAUAGUUGCAUCAGAAUAUUUUGAUACAAUUUUCAAAUUCCUUUCGAAUAAUAAAGAUUUGCAUUCUUGCCUUUUGGUUAAUAAACAUUGGGCCACUUGUGCCGUUCCAAUUUUAUGGGAGGCACCCUUCAGAAUUAAAGACAAAAAAAUCCCAUCUUCCAAAGUGAUCCAAGUCUAUCUUGCAUUUAUACCAGAUAAUACUUUUCUCAAAUUAGGAUAUGAAAAAAGAAUUGGGUUGAUGAUUAGUAAACCUCUUUUUUUUAACUAUCCAUCAUUUCUUAAAGAGCUCUCAUAUGACCAAUUCCUUAAUGCUGCUAUAGCAAACAAAUGCUGUAAAGAUAUUAUAAUUGAAUUAUUUAAAAUUCUUGCUAUGAACAGUGUGAGAUUACGCCGAUUUGAUAUAUAUAACUAUCUUAAUUGUUAUUCUGAAAACUUAAAUAAUAUAGGAUCCUUGAUUCUUCCUCAUUUUUCUGAAAGCAUUUCUAUAUUUGCAAGAGACUGUCAUAAUAUAAAAAACCUUAAA
This is a messenger RNA of Dentiscutata heterogama, 531 nucleotides long. Lineage: Eukaryota; Fungi; Glomeromycota; Glomeromycetes; Diversisporales; Gigasporaceae. The record is from the annotation of a GenBank genome assembly.